CGGAGGUAGUCCUCCACGUCGCGUCAGUCUCCGACGAGUUCCUCAGCUGAUCGCAGCCCCAAAUCCAAUUUUAUCAUUAAAAUAGCCAAAAUAAUUUUUGCAGAUUGCAGAAAAAAUUUAUUAUUUAAAUUCCAACCAGAUAUUUGCCGGACAUUCGCUGUUGCCAAAAAAGCAUGGAGACCUCUGAGAAAUGUCUUGAGACGUCUGUACGGUCCGAUAGACAGAGCUGAGAACCUCUUCCUCAAGAUGAAGAACAUCUCCUUGAUGGUGAACCAACUGGUCUUCCUGGUGCUGGCUGACAAGGUCUUGGUGCCUCCGCAGCAGAGGAUGACGUGCCUGUACAGUCUGAUGUUCUACAAUGUGAUCGCCUACUGCGUGGGGUACAUCAAGGAGCUGGUGGAGAAAGAGGACUGGACCCCUUACGUCACCCUAACUGAGAGAUCCAGGAUCAAACAUUUAGCGAUGUCCGCUACUAAAAUUGUCCUUGAAUGGACCAAAGCUGUUACUUUCGCCGUCACCGUGACAUUUAUGUUGCUGGUCUUUGGAUUGGAGCAAGGAUUGCAGAAUUACAAACCGUCAACGAUGUACACGAUCAUCACCUGGGGAUAUUAUUCAGCAACCGAAAAAGUCUUCGUCGACAUGUUUCCAGGUAUUUUGAAUUUUCUCCAGCUGGAAGCUCUGGAGAACCUGGAGGCCCUAUACGCACCAGUGAUCCUCCGACUGUUGACCAUUUCCAUGUCAACUCUGUUCACCGUUAUUCUCCUGCCGACAGCCACCUGGAGAUUCCUCCUGGUCGCCAUUUACCUGAAUAUAUUCCUCAGGACGAAGGAAUUAGUGAAGAAUUCGGGGGCUGUCCUGUGGGCAGAGAGACAAAUUCUCAAUAGAUACAGAAAAGCUACACCUGAGGAGAUUGAAAAAUUCGAUGAUGUCUGCCCUGUCUGUCUCUUCACGAUGAUCAAGGCAAGGAUCACACCCUGUCAUCAUUUAUUUCAUGCUGAUUGCCUGAGGCAGUGCCUCAAAACCAGCGACAAGUGCCCCAUGUGUAAGAGAGAGCUCAAAUUCGAUUGAUUUAUUUUAAUUGUCAAGGCUCUGGAGGAAAGGGAGGAUUUUGUACUUUGAUACUGACACACUUGGAAUAUUUUUUAAAUAGAUUUUUCUUUAUUGGCAAACAUUUCAAUUUAUUUAUGAAUUUUUCCCAAUUUUUCUAACACUUCGAAUUAUCCAGAUUGAAGAUAUCCCUAGGAAAAAAAAUAUCGUUUAUGUAAAUAAUCUUAUAAAUAAACUAAUUGACUUUUCUAUCUACCCAAAAACAUUGAGAAAUUUUUCUUACAGAUUUUUAGAAGAGAUGGGAUUUUUUCAAUAAUUUGGCUGUUUGAUUAAACAAUUAUUGAUUUUUUGUAUGGAUUGUUAUUUAAAUAGUGGAUAAAUGGGCUGGUGGGGGGUAAAAAAGGAGUGAGGGAAUUAAAUCAGAAUUUUAUUUCCAGAUGAUUUAAUAUUUUCAAA
Molecule: messenger RNA, 1503 nt
Organism: Fopius arisanus
Lineage: Eukaryota; Metazoa; Arthropoda; Insecta; Hymenoptera; Braconidae
Product: ERAD-associated E3 ubiquitin-protein ligase HRD1B
Source: RefSeq, a predicted model, not a curated record